Strongylus vulgaris is the source of this 324-nucleotide messenger RNA. Lineage: Eukaryota; Metazoa; Nematoda; Chromadorea; Rhabditida; Strongylidae. The record is from the annotation of a GenBank genome assembly.
AUGGUCAACACAAACGAACUCUAUGACUUUCCCAAACCAACGCUUGCAAAAAUGGUGAAUAUCGGAGGAAUAGGACUUCAGCUGGAAGAUGCUAAACCACUGGCAUUGGAGUUUCAAAAGAUUUAUGAUGUCGCAGUUGGCGUAAUUGUGUUUUCCUUCGGCUCGGUAGCUCCUAGUCACAAAAUGCCGCUAACAUGGAAAAUGGCCUUUAUUGAAGCUUUCAGACGUUUUCCUAAUUACCAUUUCAUAUGGCGAUAUGCAGGAACAGAUUUGCAAGGUGGGUUCUUCGUAAUUCCCCCAUUUACUAGCACACUGAAACGUUGA